AUGACGCGCUUCGCGAGCGAGGACGCGGAGGACGCGGAGGAUGCGGAGGACGCGGAUUGGUUCCUCACCGCGAUCGCGUCGUCGUCGUCCGCGCGCGCGGCGCCGACGGUGGACGACGCGCGGGCGAUCGCGCGGGCGGCGAGAGGGGCGACGCGGGCGAGCAAGGCGCUGGAGGCGCGCGCGCAGGGCGUCGUCGCGGCGGCGCUCGUGGCGAAACGUCGGGAGCGCGACGCGCGGUUCGAGCUGUGUGAGCGUCGUGAGCGCGAUCUGCGCUCGAUGCAGGAACGAAUACGCGCCGAUGUCGGACGGUUCGAGGCGUUCGUGCGAGAGAACGAGGUCAAGCGCGUAUCCGCGCUGCGGAGGGAGAGAGAAGAGGCGCGGGCGAACGAGCUCAGGGAUGAGCGAUUGCGUGAGAUGCGAUCGGAGUCUAAGUCUAGGGCGGAGGCGUCGCGUGCGCUGGACAAAGACGUCGAACGAGCGCGCGUGUUCGAGACGUUUCUCGCGCGUGUCGCUACGGCGGCGACGAACGGUGACGCGUUUGAGGACAUCGCCGACGUCCUCGGUCGGCACGACACGCUGAGACGGACGCGGGAUAGUCUUCGAGCGAGCGUAGACGAGUCGCACUCGCGCGUGGAGUGUACCCGCGCGGCGCAUGAACGAACGAUAAAACACAUGGAGGAAGAGCGUUUGAUGGCCACCGCGUCCAUCGCUCGACUGCGUCAACGCGACGAAGAUCUCCGGCGGGAGAACGGUCGACUACGACAGGAGAUGGCGUACAGAUCGCGGUCGACGGCGGACCGAACGCGCAUACUCGCAGAGGCGAAGAUGGCGGUGCGAAAUCUAGUUCGCCGGUGCGCAACAAACGACCCCGCGCCCGCGCAUGACAGACGCGAACUCGAUUUCGUCGAAGAGCGCGCUCGCGUGCUUCGGCAGAUCGCUGGAAGUAACGUGUGCGCCAGUGUCAAAUCGUAA
This is a messenger RNA of Ostreococcus tauri, 972 nucleotides long. Its product is annotated as Domain of unknown function DUF4200. The record is from RefSeq and is a predicted model, not a curated record. Lineage: Eukaryota; Viridiplantae; Chlorophyta; Mamiellophyceae; Mamiellales; Bathycoccaceae. The transcript has a single exon. The coding region runs from base 1 to 972 and encodes 323 amino acids.